CCUAUUCUUCUCCAAGCAACCAAUUGUUUUCAGUUGUUAGCUUCCGAAGUUGACACUGAAAACAAAUAUAUCCGAAGCUUCUAUCUCAUUCUGAUCACCACUGAAAAAAUGGUGAACGUUGAUGCCAUCCGCAAGGCUCAAAGGGCUGAAGGCCCUGCCACUGUCAUGGCCAUCGGAACUGCCACUCCCCCCAAUUGUGUCGACCAGAGCACUUACCCAGACUACUACUUCCGCAUCACCAAGAGUGAACACAAGACAGAGCUCAAGGAGAAGUUUCAGCGCAUGUGUGACAAAUCCAUGAUUAAGAAGCGUUACAUGCUAUUGAAUGAGGAGAUCUUGAAGGAGAACCCAAGCAUGUGUGAAUAUAUGGCUCCUUCAUUGGAUGCUAGGCAGGAUAUGGUGGUCGUUGAGGUGCCCAAGUUAGGGAAAGAAGCUGCCGUGAAGGCCAUCAAGGAAUGGGGACAACCCAAAUCUAAGAUAACCCACUUGGUCUUCUGCACCACCAGUGGUGUUGACAUGCCUGGAUGUGAUUACCAGCUCACCAAGCUCCUUGGCCUCCGACCCUCUGUGAAGAGACUCAUGAUGUACCAACAGGGAUGCUUCGCAGGUGGCACGGUCCUUCGUCUAGCCAAGGACCUUGCUGAGAACAACAAAGGUGCUCGUGUCCUUGUAGUAUGCUCUGAGAUCACUGCAGUUACCUUCCGUGGCCCAAGUGACACCCACCUUGACAGUCUCGUGGGUCAGGCUCUUUUUGGGGAUGGUGCAGCUGCAAUCAUAAUUGGGGCUGACCCAAUACCUAAUGUUGAGAAGCCCUUGUUUGAGUUGGUCUCUGCAGCUCAAACCAUUCUCCCUGACAGUGAUGGUGCCAUUGAUGGACAUCUCAGAGAGGUUGGUCUCACUUUCCAUCUCCUCAAGGAUGUUCCAGGCCUCAUCUCCAAGAACAUUGAGAAGAGCCUUACUGAGGCUUUUGAGCCGCUGGGUAUCUCUGACUACAACUCACUUUUCUGGAUUGCCCACCCGGGUGGACCGGCCAUUCUAGACCAGGUUGAAGAGAAGCUGGCCCUCAAACCUGAGAAGCUAAGGGCCACAAGGCACAUCCUUAGUGAGUAUGGUAACAUGUCUAGUGCUUGUGUGUUGUUCAUAUUGGAUGAAAUGAGGAAGAAAUCGGCCCAAGAUGGGUUGAAGACAACCGGUGAAGGGCUUGAGUGGGGUGUGCUUUUUGGUUUCGGACCCGGUCUGACCGUUGAGACUGUGGUUCUCCACAGUGUGGCUGCAUAGAGAGAUCAUAGAGAUUGAUGGAAGGUAAUUAUUCUCUCUGGUGGAAUUAAACCGUUGAGACUCCAGCUCUCCACAGUGCUUGUUCCUUUUUCACUUUUGGUUUUGGGUUUUUUUUUUUUUUACUGGAAAAAGCCUACUGGGUUGGGUUGGUGCGUUGGUUGUGUUGGGUCUUUGUGAUUUACUACAUUUAGCAUCUCUGUAAUGUAAGCUUCUUUAUCUAUAAAGAACAAUAAUUAAGAUCAUAACACUUUCUUUUUUA
Messenger RNA from Macadamia integrifolia, 1537 nucleotides. Its product is annotated as chalcone synthase-like. The coding region runs from base 109 to 1278 and encodes 389 amino acids. Lineage: Eukaryota; Viridiplantae; Streptophyta; Magnoliopsida; Proteales; Proteaceae. The record is from RefSeq and is a predicted model, not a curated record. The transcript is spliced from 2 exons. Gene Ontology annotation, molecular function: acyltransferase activity, transferring groups other than amino-acyl groups. Gene Ontology annotation, biological process: polyketide biosynthetic process.